Molecule: messenger RNA, 1279 nt
Organism: Zea mays
Lineage: Eukaryota; Viridiplantae; Streptophyta; Magnoliopsida; Poales; Poaceae
Exons: 1
Coding region: 279-1139 (286 amino acids)
Cellular component (GO): CCR4-NOT complex
Molecular function (GO): poly(A)-specific ribonuclease activity; nucleic acid binding
Source: RefSeq, marked provisional
GCCCCCGUUUUCUCGCCUCGCGGUCUCGCCCCUCGCACCCGCCCCUCAGCUCCCAUGGGCUCUCGCCGUCGCUGACACUGGGGCCCAACGCUCUCCCCCGCGUCCGCGCCCGCCUCCUCCCCCUCACCCUCCUCCUCCUCUUGUUGCCUCCACUGACUCUAGCCGACCGCCCCCGCCCACCGACAUCGGAAGCCCUAGCUGCUGCAGGAACUGCCCUGCCGGCCCGCCGCUCCUCCGCUCGAAGCGUCUCCGGUUUCUUGGAUGCACCGGCUGCUCCGAUGGCUGCCCUUCCGCCCGCCGCAGAGGACCCCGACGCCGUGGAGAUCCGUGAAGUUUGGGCGAGCAACCUGGAGGAGGAGUUCGCAGUGAUCCGCGCCGUCGUCGACGUGUACCCGUACGUGGCCAUGGACACGGAGUUUCCCGGCUUCGUGGUGACGCCGAGCGCCGAGUACCGGUUCACCUGCGACCGCAACUACGCCGCCCUCGAGGGCAACGUCAACGUGCUCAAGCUCAUCCAGCUUGGCCUCACCCUCUCCAACGGGGCAGGCGCGCUCCCGCCGUGCGGCACGGGUGGGAGGCGCUGCAUCUGGCAGUUUAACUUCCGGGGCUUCGACCCGCACACCGACCCUUCUAGCAGCGACUCCAUCGAUCUGCUCCGCCGCAGCGGCAUCGACUUCGACCUCUUUGCGGCUGAGGGGGUCGAUUCCACCCGCUUCGCCGAGCUGAUGAUGUCGUCCGGAGUCGUGCUGAACGACGAUGUCCAGUGGGUGACCUUCCACAGUGGCCACGACUUCGGCUACCUCCUCAAGCUGCUCACCGGACGGGAAAUGCCCAACACCUUGGAUGAGUUCCUGAAACUCACCAAGACCUUCUUUCCGGUGAUGUACGACAUCAAGCAUCUCAUGAAGUUCUGUGGCGGUGGCCUAUAUGGCGGGCUGAGCAAGCUUGGGGAGCUGCUCAAGAUUGAGCGUGUUGGGAUCAGCCACCAGGCUGGAUCUGAUUCGCUGCUGACCCUGCAGUGCUUCAUGAAGCUCAAGCAGUUGUAUUUAAAGGAGUCUGUUAAGUUGUAUGAUGGUGUGUUGUUUGGGCUUAUUCCUGGGGAAGUGGAGAUCAAACCUGUUGCUCCACCCAUUGAAUGAGUUAUGGUAGUUCAAUAACAAGAUUCUGAAUGAUAAAAAUGGAGAACAGAGCCUACCAUCAGUGAAUAUAUAGCUGAUCUGAUGAUUUCUGGUGCUUGUUAUGAUAUGCCUUCUCUCCUGGUUAAUUCUCCCCAUUAACC